CUCACUACUCUUCUAAUAUUGAUACAAAGAGGAAGCAGUGGAAUUCCAUGUUGGGCAAUUUUCAAUUUUCCCACUGCCAGAGGAAGGCGUGGCUGUCCCGCCAUUAAAAUCCUGCUUCCUCAGAAUGAUCUCGAAAAAAAUGACAUUUGUUUAGCUGUGGAUGUUAAGUGGAGCGCUUCCUCCUUUCCGUAAUGAGAAUCUUUACUAAAUCCUGAAAAACCCGUUGUCAACCAAGUUUCGCAUAAUGCACUGAGCACCCGUACAGAAGCACGAGAGGAGAGAGUGCUGCUAAAAACAAAGCCGCCUUAUAAAUAUAGUUGUAAAUGUAUAUAUUUCACGUAUAUAUUAUUUCCUCUUGCGUACAAUAAGCACACCCAGGAUCAACCCUUUCAUUACAUGCAUUACUAUGUAAUAUGAAUUCUUUCUUUUGUUUGCACACGGUGCUGAAGGUUGUUCAGAGGUCAGUCUGUACAGUAUGUUUGGCCUCAGGAUAUAGAGUGUGAAUGUUUUCCUACUGUUGUUAUUGUCGUCGUGGUACCUGCUGCUCACUUGUCCCAUGUCUGCUGCCCCGUCGUUCCAGGAGAGUCUCGUUGUUUGUGCUGGCAUCUGUUGUGGUUAUUUAUGGCCGGUCCCUGCGCCCGGAGUCUCCACCUUCAGCCAGGUGUUGGAAGAAGAGCUCAGCCCAAUGCAGUGCUGGAGAAAGUUUAUACAUCCAUCACGAAGAGUCCGGACUCCCGACAUCUGCACGGCCUGUCCAAGCAGCUGGACUGGGAGGUGCGAAAGGUCGAGCGUUGGUUCAGGCACCGCAGGAACCAAGACAAACCCAGCACGCACACCAAGUUCUGUGAGAGCAUGUGGAGGUUUACAUUUUAUUCGGGCAUUUUUACCUACGGCUUCUGGUUUCUGUGGCAGUCCCCUUGGAUGUGGGAUACACGGCAUUGCUGGUACGGUUACCCCUACCAGGUCAUGACCCCGGGUCUUUACCACUACUAUGUGAUAGAACUGGCCUUCUACUGGUCGCUCAUGUUCUCCCAGUUCACCGACAUAAGGAGGAAGGACUUCCUGAUCAUGUUCAUCCAUCACCUGGCUACGGUCGGCCUGAUCAGCUUUUCCUACGUCAACAACAUGGCGCGAGUAGGGAGCCUGGUGAUGUGUGUCCACGACGCCUCUGAUUUCCUGCUGGAGGCAGCCAAGCUGGCGAACUACGCCAAGUACCAGCGUCUGUGUGACUUCCUCUUCAUUGUGUUCAGCGUGGCUUUCUUCAUCACACGACUUGUUGUUUAUCCAAUAUGGGUCCUGAACUCCACUAUGUUCGAGAGCUGGGCCAUAGUCGGGCCGUUCCCGUCCUGGUGGCUCUUCAACUUCUUGCUGCUCGUCCUUCAGUUGCUGCACGUCAUCUGGUCCUACCUCAUAUCCCGUAUAGCUCUCAAAGCCGUGCUGCGCGGCAAGGUGUGUAACGACGUCCGCAGCGACAUUGAGAGCAGCUCAGAAGAAGAGGCCUCCUCGCCCGCAGCAGGACACAAGACUUCAGCUCAUUCUCCCAAGGGACAAAACGGCACCAACGGCCACUGUGCUGCUGCCGCCAAGGCCCAGGCGCAGAACCACUGCAGCUGGUGACAAGGAGCCUGGCGCCCCCUGCAGUUUAUUCCCCUUGACUACAUCCCUACGUGCUUUGUCUUUGUGUCCGUCCACUUGUCGUGUCUGCAGUCCACCAUCACACAUUUACACUGACAGCGAGUGAGUGGGCACAGUGAGCUGAUGAUGGAUGUAUAGACACCUGAUGUGAAAUGAGGUGAAAUGACACGGAGAUCAGUGGAAGCAAAGUGAUUCUUCAAAUGGUGGGAUUUUGUUUUCUGCUGAGUUUGGUUGCCGGUCGGUUUCAACGUUCUCGCCCAGUUUUAUCGGUUGGAUGAACUUUGAUUAUUUUUGUUUUCAAAGGGUAAGCUUCCACUGGAACACAUCUGGUUUUAACUUUCAGGCAUAUUGCAUUUCUUUUUUCUAAAUUAGACAAGUCACAGCAGCUGUUAUAUCUGAGUAUCUAAUUUGUGUGACCAGAGGUGCAUGACACUUUUGCAGUUUUUUUUUGUGUAUUUAUCCUUUAGCCACAUAGCUUGGCUACUUUGUUACUUGCGUUCUGUUUGAGUUUUUGGUUUUUUUACUUCUUCUGAGUCCAAAUGUUUAUGAAAACAUUCAACUUCACUGCCUAUAGAGGAAACCAGGUAUGAGGACUGUACUAAAUGUCUGUGACCCUGUUCUAACUCAGAGCCUUGUAUAAAUGUUUUUCCAAAUGUA
Messenger RNA from Scophthalmus maximus (turbot), 2292 nucleotides. RefSeq names its product ceramide synthase 5 (gene cers5). NCBI's taxonomy places the organism in Eukaryota, Metazoa, Chordata, Actinopteri, Pleuronectiformes, Scophthalmidae. The transcript has 10 exons. Gene Ontology annotation, molecular function: sphingosine N-acyltransferase activity; DNA binding. The record is from RefSeq and is a predicted model, not a curated record. Bases 622 to 1617 code for a protein of 331 amino acids. Gene Ontology annotation, cellular component: membrane. Gene Ontology annotation, biological process: ceramide biosynthetic process.